GUACCUUACAACAAAAAUUAAAUCAAAGAUGGACUAUAUGAGAAUCUUUAGUGUUUUUGUAGUAACGUUAUGGAUCAUAAGGGUUGAUGCUAGGGUUUUGGGAGGACGAGGAAUCGAAAAAUUUGUUACUUUCGGUCAGAAUUAUGUUGUUAAGUGGGGACAAAGUCAUGUUUCUACACUCCACUCUGGCGAAGAAGUUGAUCUCUACAUCGAUCAAUCUUCAGGUGGUGGCUUCGAAUCCAAGGACAGCUACGGAUCAGGUCUCUUUGAAAUGAGAAUCAAAGUGCCUGGAGGAAAUACUGGCGGCAUCGUCACCGCGUUUUACUUGACGUCGAAAGGAGGUGGUCACGACGAGAUUGACUUCGAGUUUCUAGGGAACAACAAUGGAAAACCGGUAACGUUACAGACAAAUCUGUUUCUGAAUGGAGAAGGAAACAGAGAAGAGAGGUUUUUGCUUUGGUUCAAUCCAACCAAACACUACCACACUUAUGGGCUUCUUUGGAACCCUUACCAAAUUGUGUUUUACGUGGACAACAUCCCAAUAAGAGUAUACAAAAACGAAAACGGUGUAAGCUAUCCAUCAAGGCCUAUGCAAGUCGAGGCUAGUCUCUGGAACGGUGACGAUUGGGCGACUGAUGGUGGUCGGACUAAGGUUAACUGGUCAUACUCUCCUUUCAUUGCCCAUUUCCGAGACUUCGCCUUAUCCGGUUGCAACAUAGAUGGUCGGAGUAAUAAUGUGGGCGCUUGUGAAUCCUCCAACUACUGGUGGAAUGCAGGCAAGUAUCAAAGAUUAAGCGGAAACGAACAGAAACUUUAUGAGCAUGUGAGGAGCAAGUACAUGAACUAUGACUAUUGUACUGACCGGUCUAAGUACCAAACUCCUCCUAGAGAAUGUUAUUGAAAUAACAUAACGUUAAUUAAUGAUCAUAUAUGUACAGGGGAUCUUUAAAUCUCCCUUUCAUAAAAAACAAGAAUUGCUUACGAGUUAAGAUGGAGAGAGGUAAGUUAUAUAAGUUGUUCAUAUCACAGACGAGGAUAAAAGUGUGUAUGCUCAAAAUAUUAUAUGAUAGUUUGCAGAA
This is a messenger RNA of Arabidopsis lyrata subsp. lyrata, 1079 nucleotides long. Its product is annotated as xyloglucan endotransglucosylase/hydrolase protein 3. Gene Ontology annotation, molecular function: hydrolase activity, hydrolyzing O-glycosyl compounds; xyloglucan:xyloglucosyl transferase activity. The coding region runs from base 29 to 901 and encodes 290 amino acids. The record is from RefSeq and is a predicted model, not a curated record. The transcript has 4 exons. Gene Ontology annotation, cellular component: apoplast; cell wall. Gene Ontology annotation, biological process: cell wall biogenesis; xyloglucan metabolic process. NCBI's taxonomy places the organism in Eukaryota, Viridiplantae, Streptophyta, Magnoliopsida, Brassicales, Brassicaceae.